This is a messenger RNA of Phaedon cochleariae (mustard beetle), 3572 nucleotides long. Lineage: Eukaryota; Metazoa; Arthropoda; Insecta; Coleoptera; Chrysomelidae. The record is from the annotation of a GenBank genome assembly.
GGGACGCUGCUCUGAUGGCGCCGCCUAUGCUUCCAAAGUGGGCGACGGUUUGAUCGACUCGACUAGCGAACGAGUGACGUCACUAUCUAGUAAAUUUAUAUUUACGGCGGCAACUCGACAAGGAGAACGAGAUCAUUCACGGCGGUCGAGCCACGACGGUUGCGGAUUUUUUGCUUCACAAUGGGCAGAUUCUCGUCCAUUCAGGUUUCACAGCCCUUCGUCCGAUAACACCCUGUGUGUGAGUGUGUGUUACGUCACUGGCGAUACAACGUGUGGUGCGGUCCGGUGGGCUAGUGGGUUUUUGGUGCGGGACUGGAUUUUUCGUUUGUUUUUGUUGUUUUUUUUUAAUUUUGGACAAUGAGCACCACCACAGAAGUGACCAAGCUGCAACCUCGAUCUAGGAAAAUUAGCGCGACCGACAGCGAGGUGGCCUGCGAGGAAGCCGCUCGCCUCACCGUCGAUCAGCAGCAGCAGCAGGACGAGCAGGACGAGGACGGCGACGAGUACUGCUACUACCACGACCUGCCGCCGCCUCCCGACGGCGGCUACGGCUGGGUGGUCGUGUUCGCCUCCUUCUGCUGCAACAUGAUCGUCGACGGCAUCGCCUACACGUUCGGCAUCUUCCUGCCCGAGAUAGUCGACUUCUAUGGUGAUUCGAAAGGCAAGACGGCGUGGGUGGGGUCGCUGUUGUCGGGCAUGUACUUGAGCGCAGGUCCGCUGGUCAGCGCGCUCACCAACAAGUUCGGGUGUCGGGCAGUGUGCGUCUCGGGUAGCUUGAUUUCGACGAUGGCGUUCGUGCUGUCCAUCUUCAGUCCCACCACCAACUGGCUGAUGCUCACUUACGGAUUCAUCGGAGGCAUCGGCUUCGGCAUGAUCUACCUGCCAGCCGUGGUGUGCGUCGGCUACUACUUCGAGACGAAGCGCUCCCUGGCGACGGGCAUCGCAGUGUGCGGCUCGGGCGUAGGCACGUUCGCCUUCGCCCCGUUGGCCACCGUCUUGCUGGAGAACUACGGCUGGAAGGGGGCGAAUCUCAUCCUGGCCGGGCUGAUCCUGAACUGCGUGCUGUUCGGGGCGCUGAUGCGGCCGCUCGAGUAUCCGAAAGACACCGGGGAGACACCCCUGCUGCAACGUAUGGCUGAGGAGAGGAAGCUGCAGAUGGAGCAAGGCAGCAUAGGAGGUUCCUACUUCAUGGUGCAGCUGCCUGACGGUACGAUGGAGAAGCGACAGAAGCAGCCGCUCAACAUCGAUCCAGGGGUGCACUCUAGUCUGAACCUGGACCAGCUGGCGCCCGGGACGCCCAUAACGCCCAUCCCAACUGUGCCCACGCUGCCCACCAUCACCGAGGCCAAGGCCACGGAGCAGAGCAGUGGAUCGUCGGGAUCGCCGAGUCCUACACAAGGCAGUGCCACCGAGAUGAAGACCAUCAAGAACCCUCGGCUGGAGUCGAUCCAGCAGGAGGGUCGGAUCCGUCGGGACUCUGACAACACGAACAACGCGAGCGAGUUUUCCGGCGGCGCGUCGAAGCUGAUCCCGAGGAACGCCAGCCAGCCGGCAUUCUCGACGCACGUGCAGGGGCUGCCCAAGAACGGAUCCGUGCCGACAUUCGACAGGAUGAGGAAGACGUCCUUCGGAGAAAGGUUCAAGCCCACUUUGGGGCCUAUUAGAUCCUCGUCUAGGGCCACAGUCAAUAACUCCAACGGAGACAUGCGCAGGAAGCGAAACGAGUCGACGGGAUCGUUUAUGAGUAGGAAUAAUAAUAGCGAGGUAGAUGUGGAAAGUCUAGCCUUUACUUCCAAGUUGUCCAUCUCAAGUAGAAGGGAAAAACCAGCUAUGGUACGUCCUAUGUCUAGGAAAGAUAUAUUUUAUUCGGGUUCAGUCGUACACCUUCCUGAAUUCAAGUCACAAAAAUCCUUGACAAACUACAGACAGAGCAUAUUAAGUAUACCUCAGAUGAGGACAUUAGAGGACGAAGGCACACCUGGUGAUAUAUGCCCUUGUCUAGUCCUGCCAGAAAGUUUCACAUCUGCGCUUGCUCAAAUGUUAGAUAUGAGUCUGCUGAAGAAUCCAGUGUUUCUGCUCAUAGGCAUUUCAAAUGUAUUCGGAAUGGCUGGAUUGUAUGUUCCAUUCGUUUAUCUUGUGGCUUGUGCACAAGCUGAUGGCAUCGAUGCGAGCCAAGCGUCGUUCCUUCUGUCGAUCAUUGGCAUCACAAACACCGUCGGUCGCAUCGCCUGCGGCUACUUUGCCGACUUCCCCCAAGUCAACGCGUUGUUCGUUAACAACGUCUGCCUGAUCAUUUCUGCCGUGGCCGUGUCGUUGACUCCGAUCUGCCACACCUACGGGUUCUACAUCGCCAUUUCGAUAAUGUUCGGCAUCGCAGUGUCGGGCUACAUCUCUCUCACCUCGAUCAUCCUCGUCGACCUGCUCGGCCUCGACAAACUGACCAACGCCUUCGGCUUGCUCAUCCUGUUCCGAGGGGCGGCCGCCAUCGUCGGCUCUCCCCUAGCGGGCGCCCUAUACGACGCCACCCAUUCCUACAAAGUGCCCUUCUACGUGGCGGGCGGGCUGUUCGCCAUGGCCGCCGUCACCAGCUUCCUGGCGCCCUGCCUCAAAGGGUUCGUGCCGCAGGAGGAGCCGCAACUCGGCGAGGGUGACGCCCUCACGCCCAUAGAUGAAGACGAAGAAGAAGACGAGCCUAUCACCAUGGGCCACCAGGGCGGCAAACGUUUGCCCACAAUAGUGAAAACCGCGUCGAGUCCAGACGAGAAGGAAAUCCAGAUGAAGGAGUCCGUAUUGUGAAGUGCGAACCGGUUACUUUUAUAAAUUAUUUUAAUUCGUAUGUACAGCACUAUCGCCUUUUUGUACAAACACGAGCACCUGCGAAUAUCGAAUGUCAGAAGUUUUUGUUUUGAACUCGAAUAAGGUGUUUUCUAGGAAAGUGCGCUGAUGCUGGCAAUUCGAGGAAAAUUGUUGGAAACAUGUUGAUUUGAUGCUGUUAACACGGGAAGAAGCAUAACCAUAGACAGAAUCAUUUACAUUUAUGCAUUCAAACUUGAAUGCUUCCAAUUUUAUUAUUUUGUAAAUAAAUUCUGAAUGGUUUCAGGGUUUCAAAAACACAAGUAAAAUAAUUAAUUCUCUCAUUCAAACGGUUCAAAUGAGGUGAAAAUAUAUUUGGAAAGCACGUUUUCUUUACUGGAUAAUUUAUAUUUAUUUCCCCGAAUCUGUUCUCGUAUGUAUCAGUUUACAGUUUGUUCAAAUCGUAAAAUUCCUUGAUACAGUUCAGCCGGCAACCUGACAGAACUCUACAAAUGGAACUCAAAACUUCAGUACAUUCUGGCCGCCAACUGCUGUGUUUGAAAAUUUUCCACGAAAUUGUGAGGCUCUUAAACGAUAUUUUCUCGCUUAUCACAAAAUAUUUUGUUAGGAAAACUAUGCAUGUAUAUUUGCAAUUUUUUUAUGAGCAUCUAUGGUAACAAAAUUAAAUCUCCUUUUGUGAUCAACAUAAUUCCUUCGUAUUGAAUUGAAUAAGGGAUUCAGAGCUUGUAUUGUUUUUUUGACUGGCUGUUCACAGGGGU